This is a messenger RNA of Salmo salar (Atlantic salmon), 1524 nucleotides long. It is a transcript of the gene r3hdm4, whose product is annotated as R3H domain containing 4. The record is from RefSeq and is marked provisional. Lineage: Eukaryota; Metazoa; Chordata; Actinopteri; Salmoniformes; Salmonidae. Gene Ontology annotation, molecular function: nucleic acid binding.
AGCGCCGAGCUAGCAAGUGGCUAACUGAACGCCUACGCUAGUUCUGUGUGUAUCGUAACUACUGUUUUUGUUCUCACCCCUCGUUUGUUGUUCUUUGCGUAAGAUGGUUGUUUUGACAAAUAAUAAUGAGGAACAGGAUAUUAUCCUGAUAGAGGAGGGCAAAUGCACCUCUCUGCCCAACUCCCCAGCCAAACGUGUGUCUCCAACCAAGAAGAAACAGUUCUUCAUCAACCAGGCCGUACGCAACUCUGACCUCACACCAAGAGCCAAAGGCAAAAAGAGCCAAAGGCGGCAGGAGAACAGUCGCUACCUUGCCAAUCUACUUGAAAAAGAUGAGUGCUCCAAAGACGAGGCAGAGGUAUGCAGUGACCCUGCCCUCCCUUCCAUCUUUACUGAGGCCUGCACCAAUGGCAACUACGUGGAGCAAUGGAAUGACUUCAUGAAUCGCUCUGGAGAGGAGCAGGAGAAGCUUCUGGCCCUUCUGGAAGAGGAGGCCAAGAGGAGCAACUCCAACAAGCUCCCCAAGGACCAAAGAGAGGCCUUCACUGCUCAAGACUACUUCCAGAGGAUUGAUCGAAGGCUGCGUGCUACGCUGAAACGCAAACAAAUUCCCAUUGGGACACUUGAGGUACUUGAAGAGAACCUUCUCAGUUUCUUUGGCGCUCAGCCUCACUCUGUUUACACCACCAACCUUGGAAGCAGCUUUGAGAGGCUACUGCUUCAUGCCGUCUGCCAGUACAUGGACCUUGUUUCAGCAAGCUCAGACUGUAACGGUGCUCGUCAGACUGAUGUCAUGAACAAACAGGAGGGCUUGUUCCAGCCUCCCAGCCCCAUGCUCUCUGCCUACCUGGAGCACAUGAGCUGAGAGACGGUCACACCGCUGGACAGAUGGGCCUGGUUCCAUUUCACUCCCUAGCCCCAUAAGUGCAGACUUGAAAGGUACAGAUAGGCAUAAGUUAGUGUGUGUAUAUAGGAGUACUCAAAUCCGAUCCUGGAAGUCCGAGUACUGCUGGUUUGAUGUCACUGAUUAGCCAGAGAUUCCACUCAACUGGUGUCAAAAAUCUGAAUCCGUCCAUGAUUUGUUGGAAUGAAAAUCAGCAGUGUUGCUAAUAUGGAUGUCCACAUUUAAGUAAGUUGUGUUGACUACCUAGUCCACUCAAGUGCUUUGUGGAUGUCAUAUUGCUCUUAACUAUCCAAUCCAAUUUUCAUCUAUCUGUCAACUUAAAAUUGAUGGCCACCAGGGUAAGGGGGCAGAGAUCAGAAUAAAACUGGGCAAGAGAGGGAGUAUGCAGUUCACCUACUGUAUUUGUACUGAUUAUUUAAUUAGCCACUUUGAAUUGAAAAAAAACCCGCUUUAGUGGUUAGUGGACCAGGCUUAAAACCCUUGGACCUUUUCAUGCAACUUGAGAGUGCAGAAAUAGCGUGAUCGGAAACUAUUCUAUAGCACAGAACUCAUCACUAUGAUCAUUUAUCAAUGUAUACGGCUUUAGAGGUAUAUCUAUGGUUUUUGUUACUUGUACUGGU